AGUGUGUGUUACACUGUGAACGUGGCUAUAGUGGAGUUGAGAGAGAGAAAGCAUGAAAAUUUGUAGUGGGUUUUAGUUUAGGAGUUGGGUUUAGAAUCUUGUUUGGAAUUGGGAGAGUGUGCGUGUGUGUGAGAGAGAGUUAUGUACAUAGCUUCCAUGGGAAGGUCUUUCAAGGACUCUUUGAAACUGCUUGAAGCUGAUAUUCACCAUGCCAAUACCCUAGCCUUUAGAGAAACUUGUCUAGAGAGGCUACAGAAAACAUACUUGAGUUCUGAAUGGUGUCCAAUGGAAGCGCAUCAGAUUUUCCAAGGGAAUAUGACGGUGCAUGCCUUCAGAUGAGAAUGUCAUACAGUAUGGCAGCACACCUAUUUCUCUUUUUGGUACAAUGGACAGAUUGCAAUCUUGCAGGGGCCCUAGGAUUGUUAAGAAUCCUAAUAUACAAGGUUUAUGUAGAUGGGACAACUACCAUGUCUACCCAUGAAAGGAAAGCAAGUAUUAGAGAAUUCUAUGCGGUCAUAUAUCCCUCAUUGUUGCAACUCCAAAAAGGUGUAACUGAUACAGAGGAUAAAAAACAGAAGGCUGUAUGCUUGGAGAGGUAUCGGAAAAGAGACGAAGAGGAGCACAGACAGCCUUCGGAUAUAGACAUUGAAAGGGAAGAAGAAUGUGGAAUAUGCAUGGAGAUGAACAGUAAGAUUGUGUUACCCGACUGCAACCAUGUCAUGUGCCUGAAAUGUUACCACGAAUGGAGAACAAGAUCACAGUCAUGCCCCUUUUGCCGCGACAGUCUGAAGAGAGUAAACUCAGGCGAUCUCUGGGUGUUCACUGAUGGUAGGGAUGUUGUAGACAUGGCAACAGUGACAAGAGAGAAUCUGAGAAGGCUUUUCAUGUACAUAGAUAAGUUGCCUUUGAUCAUUCCAGACUCUCUUUUUGACACUUAUGACUCUCAUCUAAGAUGAGUGAUUUUACUCACAGUCUGGUGUUGGAGGGGCAGUUCCUUUCAAUUUAGUAACAUAAACUCCGAAUGUCAUUCGGUAAAUUUAGUUUAUAGAGUCGCAGUGUUGCUUCCCACGUCUUUGCGAAAAAGUUUCCAACCCUGAGUUUACUGUGGGUUGGUGGUGAAGUGAAGGUGAGUAUGUUGCUCAUUUGUCUUUGUAUAUCCUGUACAGAUUGAAUUGCUUGUUCAGAAGAGGUCUGUUUCCAUAUUCUGUGUCUCAGAAGAGUACAUUUUUCAUGGAUCCCACCUAAAAUGCCUAUGUAGCUUUGAAUGGAGCAAAAUGAGUAUCUAUAAUGUGUUUCAAUUCUCUUCA
Molecule: messenger RNA, 1307 nt
Organism: Vigna unguiculata (cowpea)
Lineage: Eukaryota; Viridiplantae; Streptophyta; Magnoliopsida; Fabales; Fabaceae
Product: E3 ubiquitin-protein ligase AIRP2-like
Biological process (GO): protein ubiquitination
Molecular function (GO): ubiquitin protein ligase activity
Source: RefSeq, a predicted model, not a curated record